Messenger RNA from Pseudophryne corroboree (corroboree frog), 1506 nucleotides. RefSeq lists its product as uncharacterized. Gene Ontology annotation, molecular function: protein dimerization activity. The transcript has 2 exons. The record is from RefSeq and is a predicted model, not a curated record. Bases 124 to 1506 code for a protein of 460 amino acids. Lineage: Eukaryota; Metazoa; Chordata; Amphibia; Anura; Myobatrachidae.
AUAUUCUGUUUCUGUUGUUUAUGUUUUGAUCGUAGCUCAAGAUCAUUUUUAGGGAGUGUAGGUGUCAAUGAUUGGAGUCAUGUGUCUGCAAUCCUCAAAGCACACGAAAAUGUUUCAAGUCACAUGUUGGCUUAUCAGUCAUGGAUAGAAACUGAAAAAAGACUUAAUUCUGGAAAAACAAUUGAUAGAGUAGAACAACUGUUAAUUGUGAAAGAAUCAGAGCGUUGGUCAAACGUUUUGAAUAGAUUGAUGAAUAUAAUUCUGUAUCUUGCAGAAAAUAAUAUAGCAUUUCGUGGUUCUUCGGAUAAAUUGUAUACCAAAAACAAUGGAAAAUACUUGGGUCUUAUUCAGUUAUUGGCAAAAUUUGAUCCUGUUAUGCAAGAACAUGUUGGUCGUAUUUUGAAAGAUGAACUGUCAGUUCAUUACUGUGUUAGUCGUUGGCAGAUUUUGAAUGACCAUGUAACUUCUUUUACUCUAAAAAGACCUAGCGACACACGUUGGGAGGCUAAAAUUUCCAGUGUGAAAGCGGUUCGAUACCAAGUUGCAGAUAUUCAUGAUGCACUUAUUUCUCUUUCUGAAAAAGAGGAAAAACAUGACCAUGAAAUUGCACAUGAAGCAAUUACUUUAUCUUGUCAGCUGAAAGAUUUUAGUUUUCUUGUUUCGUUGGUGAUUUGGUACGAUAUACUUUUUCAAGUAAAUGUAGUCAGUAAAUCGAUGCAGAGUCAGAGUAUGGAUGUAAUAAAAACCGUGGAAUUAAUACACGGUUGUAUCAAGUUUUUGGAAGAAUAUAAAAAAACCGGCUUUGAGAAUGCUAUAUCAAGUGCCAAAGAGCUUGCAAAAGUUCUUGAAGGUGUCCCUGAAUUUCAAGCAACAAAAAGAAUACGUUAUGUGAAACGACAUUUUGAUUAUGAGAGUAGAGAUGAUCAAAUUGCUACAACACCUAAGAAACAAUUUGAAGUUGAAUUUUUUAUUACAUUGCUUGACGUAGCUAUUAUGUCCGUUCGAGAGAGAUUUCAGCAACUUAAUCAGCAUGCUGAAACAUGGGGUUUCCUUUACAAGAUAACUGAAUUACCAAAUAGAGAGCAGCUUGAAAAGCACUGCAGUGAUCUCCAGCUUGCUCUGACUACUGGUGAGGAUGCAGAUAUUGAAGGUGGUCCUCUAUGUGAUGAACUGAUCAGUAUCCAGAAGUUUGUAGAAAACAUGGCAAUGCCAACUCCACUCAACAUACUGAAUUUUAUCAAAACAUCAAAGCUAGAAGAUCUAUAUCCAAAUACAUGGGUUUCUUUGAGAAUCUUAUUAACAACACCAGUUUCUGUGGCUAGUGGAGAGAGAAGCUUCUCAAAAUUGAAAUUAAUAAAAACUUAUCUGCGAUCCUCUAUGUCUCAAGAAAUGUUGAGUUCGUUAGCAACCCUUUCGAUUGAAAAUGAUGUAUCUCAAAACAUAGAUUUUUCAGAAUUUAUUAAAAGUUUUGCUAAUAAAAAAUCAAGAAAAGUAGUUUUUUCUUGA